Triplophysa rosa is the source of this 1953-nucleotide messenger RNA. Its product is annotated as ras-related protein Rab-39B-like. The transcript has 2 exons. The coding region runs from base 223 to 882 and encodes 219 amino acids. The record is from RefSeq and is a predicted model, not a curated record. Gene Ontology annotation, molecular function: GTP binding; GTPase activity. Lineage: Eukaryota; Metazoa; Chordata; Actinopteri; Cypriniformes; Nemacheilidae.
AAGAUUAAAGCAGCAGAUCAACUUCUGGCAGGUCCCACCCCACAACAUUCAAACAGAAAAACACUCUUGUGAAGAAACUGAGGAAUGGCUUCACCUCUACUAAGCUUUAAAACAUAUAAAUGGUCUGCUAAAUACUACGUGUAGGAGUUCUCUGCUUAGACCUCCAUCGAUUCUUGUGAAGUGACAACCUUCAUCAGUCAAGCGUAGCCUCGCCGCUUCGUCAUGGAUCUCACUUUGUGGCAGUACCAGUUUCGAAUCAUCAUGCUUGGAGACUCCACUGUGGGCAAGUCAUCCAUGUUGAAGCGCUACACAGAGGAUCAGUUUCUGGAGGGUAUUAACCAGACAGUUGGAGUGGACUUCUAUGUACACUUCCUAGAGGUGGAGCCUGGGGUAAGGGUGAAAUUGCAGUUCUGGGAUACAGCUGGUCAAGAGAGGUUUAGAUCUGUCACUCGUUCAUAUUACCGCAACUCAGUUGGAGGUCUGCUUGUGUUUGAUCUGGGCAACCGCGACUCCUUCAAUCACCUGAGGCAGUGGUACGAUGAGGUGCGCGAGCGCGUUCACCCGUACAGUGUGCUCUUCGUGCUGGUGGGGCACAAGACUGACCGAGCAAAAGCAGGAGAGCGGGCGGUGGACCGGGCUGAGGCGGAAAAUCUCGCGAGCCAGCUGGGCGCUCCCUAUAUUGAGGCCUCAUCCAAAACGGGUCACAAUGUGAAAGAAGCCUUUGACCUGUUGACCCGGAGGGUUUAUCAGGGGUUGAAGAGCGGAGAGGUGCAAGUGCGUGAAGGUUGGGAUGGAGUCAAGACCUCAGGACCUACAAUGGAAUCACUCCAGAGGGUCAAACUCAAUAAACCUGCUGAGGAAAAAAAGAGCUGUGCGUGUUAACUUAAACAUGUCAACAACUUGAAAAGCACUUAGGUCUUCAAACUUAACACUAAGUUAGUUGGACUUAAAAGCGAAAACCUUAAGGGCCCAAGGUGUAAGAUUGUACAUAAGAAAAUUUAAACAGACAACUGUUUCCUCACGCCAUGGAUCAAGUGUAUCUCGACUCGAAUUUUCAUCAUUUGCCAACCUUACCGAAACAUAUGAUAAACAUUUGCAUGUCACAAAAAAUGUUAAGAAAAGGUUAAAACAAGAAAUUGUAUUUUGCCCGUAACAAUAUUUUCAUUACAGUUACUGAGGAAAAAUGGUAUGGUAUAAAAAGUGAUUUAUUAAAAUGUUUUCGUGCGCAAACAUUUCCCCCUUCAUUUCAGGUCAAAUGUGACCUCAAUAUGUUUUCAUAAGAUUCACUAAUUGUACCUCAAACCUACCUUAAAAAUUUGUUCGUUUCUCUAUUUUUAGCCCCAAGGUGUUAUUUGUUUAGUCUGUCUCAUAAUUCUAGAAAUCUUAAUUUAUUUGUGCAAACUCAGUGUAUUCAGGUUCAUUAAAAUAUUACAGACAGUCUCUUUAAAGGGAUACUCCACCCCCCAAAAAAAUCUGUCAUCGUUUACUCACCCUCAAGUUCCAAACCUGAAUAAAUGUCCUUGUUCUGACAAACACAGAGAAAGACAUUUUUAAGCAUGUUAGCAACUGACAUUUCGGAGUCACCGUUGACUACCAUUGUAGAAUCAAUUAUUGUACAGUCUUUAUGUUGAACACAAAAUAAUACAUUUUGAAGGAUUUAGGAAAGCAAACUUUUCUGGGUCACCUUUUUUCUACUAUGGUAGACAAUGGUGCCUCAGAAAUUCAGUUGCUAACAUUGUUACAAAUAUCUUUGUGUUCAACAGAAUUAAGGAACAACUGGGGGGGGGUAAUUUUUGGGUGACGUAUUCCUUUAAGACUGAAAUCAUUCAAAAAAGCGUAACAUUCUGCAGAAGGUAUGUAAGACCGAAUCCUGUACAUUUGUAAAUGACUAAAUUCAUAUGUAAUGGGUGUUUACAUAUUCAGAGUUGCCUCUCAAUCUUUAUACAUUUUUAU